Messenger RNA from Xiphophorus maculatus (southern platyfish), 4511 nucleotides. It is a transcript of the gene epx, whose product is annotated as eosinophil peroxidase-like. The record is from RefSeq and is a predicted model, not a curated record. Gene Ontology annotation, molecular function: peroxidase activity; calcium ion binding; heme binding. Gene Ontology annotation, biological process: response to oxidative stress. Bases 1 to 2637 code for a protein of 878 amino acids. NCBI's taxonomy places the organism in Eukaryota, Metazoa, Chordata, Actinopteri, Cyprinodontiformes, Poeciliidae. The transcript has 16 exons.
AUGUCAGCAUCUCUAGUUGGACUUGCUCUUGUCCUGCUCGCCUUUCCGGAGCACGCUGUGAUGAGUACACCAUUUGGCAACAGCUCAGAAACUGCACAUUUGGGUUCAGCAUACAUCCAUCAGGCUCUUCAGAGAGCCAUUGAGCUGACUGAUGCUGCCUAUGCCCACACGUCUGAGAGGGUGAAGAAGUCUUAUACUGAAGGUGCCCUCAAACCCAGUGACCUACUGGCCCAGUUUAAACAGAUUGAAACCAGAACCCGGACUCACAUUCGAGCUGCUGAGCUGCUGGACAACACAGUGGAGCUGAUCCGAGAGAUGGUCUACACCAACACGAUGGUGCAGCCCAAGCCGUAUGAGCUUUUGAGUGAAGGAGACGUGGAGAAUCUGCUGCAGAUGACCGGUUGCUCUGCUGAGCUGCACACCCUCAGCUGUCAGACAGGCUGCAUGUCUGAGCGCUACAGGUCCAUCACAGGCGAAUGCAACAACAGACAACAUCCAAGAUGGGGUGCUGCAAACAUCCCAUAUUCCCGCUGGCUGCCUCCAGAAUAUGAGGAUGUGUGGGGGACGCCCAGAGGCUGGGACCCUGAACACACCUACCAUAACGUCAGCCUCCCUCCUGUGAGGCUCGUGUCGCAGGAAGUGCUGUUUACUCACAAUGAUAAAAUCUCUGUGGACUCCACUCUGUCCCACCUGCUGGUGGACUGGGGUCAGUGGAUAGACCACGACAUGGUGCUGACCCCUCAGAGCCCCAGCACAUCCGUCUUCAAGACGGGCGCUGACUGCACCCGCAGCUGCAGCCGGGACUCGCCCUGCUUCCCCAUUCAGAUCCCGCUAUCCGAUCCUCGCAGCGGCGUCCAGAGCUGUAUGCCCUUCUUCCGUUCUGCUCCCAGCUGUGAUAAUGGAGUCCUGCCUCCUCGCCAGCGGGAGCAGCUCAACGCCAUCACCUCCUUCGUAGACGCCAGCAUGGUGUACGGCAGCUCCCCCGGCUUGGCCUCUGCUCUCAGGAACCAGUCGUCUCCUCUGGGCUCCAUGGCCCUCAACUCCCGGUACUGGGAUGAGGAGUUGCCGUACAUGCCGUUCCUGUCCCGGGUGCAGGCUCACCUGGACCCCUGCGGUCCCCGUAACUCCUCCACCGCGGGGGCGUCGAGCAGAUCGGCACUCAGGGAGAACACCACUUCAUGCUUUCAUGCUGGGGAUUCAAGAGUCAAUGAACAUCUGGGACUGAUUGUGCUGCACACACUCUUUCUGAGAGAGCACAACCGGCUGGUGAAGGAGCUGCACCAGCUCAACCCUCACUGGAGUCCAGAGACCCUCUAUCAGGAAGCAAGGAAGAUCAUCGGAGCCAUCCACCAGAUCCUAACCUGGGAGCACUACCUGCCACGGGUGCUUGGUGAGAGCGCCAUGUCCCAGCUGAUGCCCCGGUACCAGAGGUAUGAUCCAGAUGUUGACCCAAGCAUCGCCAACACUUUUGCUACGGCGGCGUUCCGUUUUGCUCACGUCACUGUUCAGCCAGUAGUGAACCGUCUGGGUCCAGAUUACACCUUUAACCCAGAGUAUCCCCCUCUGCCUCUGCAUCACUCACUGUUUGCUUCAUGGAGGGUCAUACAGGAAGGUGGUAUCGACCCAGUGCUGCGAGGCAUGCUGCUGUCUCCCGCCAAGCUGCAGACUGCAGGUCAGAUGAUGGUGGAGGAACUCACAGAAAGGCUGUUUCAGGCACAGGGGGGGAUGCCUCUGGACCUCGGGGCCCUGAACCUGCAGAGGAGCCGGGACCACGGCCUGCCUGGGUACAGCUCAUGGCGCCAGUUCUGUAAUCUUUCUGUUCCCAACACGAUGUCAGAUCUGGCCGAAAUUUUGGGGAACUUCACUUUGGCUCAUAAAUUUGAGCUUUUAUACGGAACACCGCACAAUAUCGAUGUUUGGGUCGGGGCCAUAUCUGAGCCGGCUCUGCCCGGAGGACGAGUGGGACCGCUCCUGUCCUGCCUCCUGACCAGACAGUUCAGAGCACUGAGAGACGGGGACAGGUUCUGGUGGGAGAGAAAUGGAGUUUUCACCAGAACCCAGAGGAGACACCUGCACAACGUCUCCCUGUCCCGCAUCAUUUGUGACAACAGCCACAUCAGCCGUGUCCCUGUGGACCCGUUUUCACGCACCGAGAGCCCUGAAGACAUGCUGGCCUGUUCCCACCCACUCAUCCCCCAUCUUGACCUCGGCCCCUGGAAAGAGCCUCACACAGAUCCCAUCUGUGGCCCGAUACCCAGGAUUCACUCUGGCUACUCUCUGCUCUGCAACUUCACGAUCCUUUAUCAGUGUCGGGUUGGAUUCAGGCUGCUGGGCUCUGCAUCCAUCAGCUGUGAUGCAGAGAGCCAGAAGUGGAGCUCUCCGCCUCCAACGUGUCAAGAUAUCAAUGAGUGUGAGGAGCUGAUUUCUUCUUGUCCACAACAUCUGGAAUGCUUUAACACAGCAGGUUCCUUCGUUUGCUCAGAGCCCUCCCGCCUGUCUGCUGUCUCCAUCGUGGCUGCAGUGAUAGUGGUGAUGGUUGGUGCAGCCAGCCUGGUGCUGCUCCUGAUCUGUUAUCGAAGAUAUUUCCCAAAGUCUGAAGAGUUGAUCUCUGCUGAAUGUAGGCAGGAGAAGAGUUGACCUCUUUUAAUCUGUUUUUAUAUUAAUUUGACUACUCUGAUGGACAAUUUUGUCCCUUUUACAAAUAAUGUUUUCACUAAGUGUUUGAACAAGUUGUUGUUUAAUUGUAAGCCCCUCCCCACAUGUGAUGUCACGUUUUUUCCCCACGGUUACGACAGCGUCCAUUCAUAAAACCCCGGGCCAAACUAUUCGUACUCGUCUCCGGCGGUUUGUUGUAAACAAGUCAUGAAAACAGAAGCCGUUUUAAUCCGGAAACUGGAAAUCUUACAGGAACGAUUGCUCCAAAAACAGAUUUCCUAGUCUUAGUGUGACUGAGCCUGCUUACCGCUUACAAACCUGUUGGGAAACCGCGGGCCAGAAUGUUUUCCUGUCACGGUGACCGGAGAGAAGAGGCAGCCUGGGACCUCACGGCACCACAAACAUGUCUGCCAUAUUGUCCAUGCUUGAUUGCCUGCAUGCUGUCCAGUCAAGACUGUUUUUAUAGUUGACUAAUGAGCCAACCAAUUCACUUUGACUUUAUAUGUCAUUUUGCAUUAUUUAUUAAACCAAUAGAACUUUGGACAAAGGAAUAGCUAUAAUCAAACUGUCAGAGACAGAUAGUAACUAGUAACAUUUACUUGAGUAACGUUUUGGUAAAAAUUGACUUUUGUGAGCAGCUUAACUACACAGCAGCCUUACUCUCGAGUAAUAUUAUGUAGUAUCACUACUUAAUUUGAAAGGUAAGAGUAAAUUUUACUCUUACUUGAGUAAACUUUCUAGAUACUCUACCCACUGUGAGUAACCAGAUACACACAUGUAGUUUGUUAAAGUGAGACCUCUUGUUUCUACACAAGCCUUUCUAUUCUAAUGUUAUUUUUUUAUCUACUGAGCAGGUUGUCACUUUUUGAGGUCAAGUAAAUAUAUAGUAAGCACCAUAUAUUGUCACCAGAAGUACUUUUUUUUUUAACCUUCUGUAAGUAUUAAUGUUAUACAGAGAAACUACUUGGAAAAGUGUUUAUUCUACUUAAAAUUUAUUUUUAAAAUCAUUUGUAUCAAAUUUUUAUGUCUAAAUACCAGAAUUUGCACAAAACUUUAUAUAUUUGACAUCAUAAAUUUGAUGUUACUCAGUACUUGAGCAGCCUUUUUACUAAAUACGAGUAAUAUUCUUGGAUGGCUACUUUUUACUCUCCUUGUCAAGUUGUUGACGUGAAACUACACCUUAAUGUUUUGAUGAUGCGAUAUUUAAACACUCCUUGUAGGUGGAGUAAUUAAGGUGGGGUGAAGAUUAAGUCACUGUGCUUAAAAGAAGUGAACUGGCAAUUACUUGUUGAGAUUCUAUGUAAACAGUUACACUAUGAAUCAAGUGUGACCCAGAACAGACAUUUUUCUUUUGUAUGUUCACAGUACAUACAUAGUUUCAGUGAGAAAUUGUUUUUUAAUCAAAUUUUAUAGUUUUGACAAAUUUUCAGGCUUUCUAGACUUUUCUAAACAUUUCCAGAGCUUGAGGAAAGUCAUUUGCACUUACCUCAAAAUAUAAAAUACUACAGGUUUCCUGUAAAUUCAUGGUAAAUGUUUUUACAGCUUUAGCGUCUAAUGAAAAUAUCUAUAUAAGAAGCAAACAGGGAGGAAGGACAAAAAAGAAGUGGAGGUAGAAAAUAAGAAACAGAACUAGAACAAAAAAAAUUAAAAGAAUAGAAAGGUGCAGGAUGGUUGGGCAAAAGGAAGGAAGGCAAGACAUAAAGACAGAAACAAAAGAAUAAAGAGCAUAAAAAAGGAGGAAGGGAACAAGGAUCCAACAAAAGGCAGAAGGAAAAAACGUGGAAUAAAGUUACAUUAACAAUUUAAUAUUUUCCCACAGUGCAUCGCUUAGUUUGCUUAUACCUGUGGCCUGCUUU